AUGCUGAUUGGAGGCUCGGUACUCUUUCCAUCGGGGACACAGUCCGACAACCAGCUACCAGGGGCUGGUCUUACAGCAAUACGGCGUUUGCACAACGUAUCGGCACUUCUAAUGAUGACAGCUAUCAUCGGCUGCUAUUCGGCACUGACGUUACGUCGCUCAUACACCAGUUGGUACCAGUUGUGUUGUUUUCUACUCGCAAUCUUGUGCGUCAGUGGCAACGACAUAUACGACGUUAUCUGGAGCCGACCUAGGGGCUACAAGGACACCCACGAGGGCUACAGUCUUGUCGCAGACUCUUCUGCGUUACCAUCAGAUAGCAGGGAAGAGCCAAACCUCGUGGACUUGCAAACACGAGGAGAUUUCGAAAGUCAAGGACUUCGUUCGUCCAUGAGCAGCGUAGUCUUGAUCAUACUUUGGACAGCAUUUGUAAGCUUCAACUUCGGGCAACGACAAUAUCCUCGAGCAGAACCCCUGCUUGAUCUGAAAUAUCAGACUAUUAAUCCGCUGGAGGUGGUAAUCAGCAUGUACAAGGAACGAACGGAAGAAGUCGCAACGCUCAUAUCGAACUUGGAGAGCAUGCCUCAAAUGGCUGACGCUCAUGUUACCAUCUAUCUGAAGGAUUCCGAGGCUGAUGAACAAAAGAUUAAGCAAGAAACAAAUGCGCAGGAAGUCAUCAAGCUUCCAAACGUAGGACGAGAAGCCGAAACGUAUCUCAACCACAUCGUCAGUCGAUGGGACAGCCUAGCAGAACGCACCGUGUUUCUCCAAGCCGACGUACAUAACCCACGCGAGUUCUACCCGUUCUUCGAACAAUAUUUCCGCACAAACCAAACAGGCUUUCUCAACUUAGGUUGGGUAGGCAAGAUAUGCAACGCCGACAAUUGCGGUGAUAGAUAUGGCUGGCAGGACGAGACAUCCCUGUUUCCGGAGAUCCAGUCGCGGAUAGACCAUUCCACGCGCGAUCGAUUCCUCCUCAGCUACAAAGGUCAAUUCGUCGUUAGCGCCGCACGCAUACGAGGCAUCGAUAAAGCCAUCUACGACGAUCUUCGGCAGCUCCUCGUCGACGAGAACAGUUGGGCACACAACGAGCCCUAUCUACAAGGCCGACAAGACUCGAUGAGCCAGCCAUUCUUUGGGUAUACAAUGGAAAGGAUAUGGAACUUGCUGUUUCAGUGCUCAGACAUGGAUAUCGCUUGGAGAUGCCCAACCCUGCUGAGCGGACGCAGGCCUGGUGGCAGCAUUGCGGACUGCCAGUGUUUUGAUACGCGGCUGAUGGAUGAUGCCUGA
Molecule: messenger RNA, 1290 nt
Organism: Pyrenophora tritici-repentis Pt-1C-BFP
Lineage: Eukaryota; Fungi; Ascomycota; Dothideomycetes; Pleosporales; Pleosporaceae
Product: DUF3431 domain containing protein
Source: RefSeq, a predicted model, not a curated record